CUAUCGUCCAACUUCACCAGCAGCAGCAGGAAGAGCAUCAACAGUACAGUGUGCAAUUCAAAUUAUUAUUUCGAGAGACAUCACUCUCUGUACGUGCAAUUCUUUUAACCGGAGCGUAUCCCUACGCAUCCUUCUCUUUUCAUCUCUUUUGAAUGAAGAUCAAACAUGGUUACGGCCGCAACAGCUCUAUUCACGCUUUCUAUCGUAUAUUACGCGCUCUUGGGAACGGUUAACACGGCGCCAAAAAAAAUUGAUGAAGAUGAAAUUUUCGAAGAUUACCUUGAAGAUUAUUACCAAGACUUGAAUAACAACGCAUUAGAAGACGUUUCUAAUAAAAAAUCAUGCCCCGAUGGAUAUAAAUCCAAAAACGGAAUCAAUUGUAUACCAAUUUGCACGUAUGGAUGUGAAAAUGGAAAAUGUACAUCUCCGGAUGUUUGCGAAUGUGAAUUAGGGUACGAGUUCGUGCUUAAUAAAUGUGUGCCAAUUUGCACGAAACCUUGUAAGUACGGCUUUUGUAGCACACCGGGUGUUUGCUCGUGUUUUUUCGGAACGAUUUGGAAUGAAAAAUUAUCAAGUUGCGUAUUUAACAUUGAAACUAGGCAUAAACGAGGGUUUGUUGGAUCCGAAUUACUGUUGUUGCAACCUUGGACCACAAAACAAUCUUCAACGACGAAGAAACCGGUGAAAAAAUCGACUUUAAGAAAAACUUUAAAAGUGAAGCCAGGAGACAACAUGUAUUCGUUAAAUAAUAUUGCAAUUUUAGUCUUUUUGUCGAUUUUUGGUACGAUUUCGAUCGUUUCUGGUGCAGAAAAUGUAACGAAAAAAGAACCCGGAGUUUGUUAUCUUGAAGUGCCAACCAUCGACUUGUUAAGUGACGAUCAAAAGUUGAAUCAAGACUAUUUAAAAGGAAAUGGAUCUCGACCUGGAUACACAAAAAUCCAAAUUUGUUGUAUUGGUUAUAAAUUGCAAGAUCACACAGCUUUCCACUGUGUUCCUGAUUGCCCGGAUGGUUGCCUAAAUGGUAAUUGCACAUCUCCUGGAGUUUGCGAAUGCCGCAAAGGAUUCGUACUCGGUCCAAAAGGGACAUGUGUUGAAGUUUGUCCUAAAGGGUGUUACAACGGCGUUUGUGUUGCUAAUGGUACUUGUAAUUGUAAUCCAGGAUAUAGUCUUGAUCCCAAACAUCUUUUCUGCAUCCCACAAUGUGCAAAUGGAUGUGGUUCUGGUGGUGAAUGUGUUGCACCAAAUAAAUGCGAAUGCCAAAAAGGGUUUUAUCAAAACAAAAAUGGAAAAUGCGAAUUUUUCUGUGAUGGUGGUUGUUCCGGAGGGGAAUGUAUAGGACCAAAUCAAUGUUCUUGUAAAACCGGUUUCGAAAAACUCAACGGAGCUUGCGCUCCAAAAUGUACGAAAGGUUGCAAAAACGGAGAUUGUAUUUCUCCCGACGUUUGUAGAUGUAAAUCAGGUUGGAAAUUGGAUAAAUCAGGAUCGAUUUGUGAAGCCACCUGCGAUCAACCAUGUUUAAAUGGAGUGUGUUCAGGUCCUAAUGAGUGUAGUUGUAAUUCUGGGUACACCAAAGAUCCCAAAGAACCCAAAGGCUACAGAUGCGUCGCUUAUUGUCCGGAAGGUUGCCCAAAUGGAGUUUGCUCAUCUCCAAAUUUCUGCAUUUGCAAUCCCGGGUAUAUUAAACAAGGGAAAGGAAGCAAUAUUUGCAUCAAAAGAACCAGAAGGCAUUCGUUCCAUCCCGAAUUAAUCCCAGAACAGAUGUUUUAUGUUAAAUCAACCUCCUUCAACAUGAAAUACACAAUUUUAAUUUUUUUCUUCGGAUCUCUUAUAUCCGUUAACUCUCUAAGUGGAAAAGGUGUUUGCAAAUUUGAAGUACCAACGAUCCAAUUAAUAAGUCAAGAACAAAAACAUCUUGUUGAUUCUUUUAAAGGAAAUGGGUCAACACCUAGUCACAGUACCAUCGAGGUUUGUUGUUCCGGUUAUAAACUCGACUGUAACUCUCAAAGAUGUCUACCAGAAUGUGCCCAAGGUUGUGAAAAUGGAGAAUGUACAGCGCCGAAUACUUGCACCUGCAAACAUGGUUUCAUAAAAGGCCCCAAAGAUAAAUGUAUCAGAGUGUGCCCUUGGGGUUGUUUAAACGGAGUCUGCGCAAACGAUGGUCGCUGUUCUUGUAAUUCCGGUUACACAAUGCAUAUAAAUGGAAUGUAUUGUUUACCAACUUGUAUUGGGGGAUGUGGUAAAGGAGGAGAAUGCGUCGCACCAAAUCAAUGUCAAUGUUUAAAUGGUUAUUACAAAGAUUACCAAGGAAAAUGUAUUCCAUCAUUGUCUCAAUAUCAACCUCAUCAACAACAAAUUUAUAAUCAAACCAAUCAAAUGAAUCCGAAUACUCAAAAUCGAUCCUGUCAAGGAGGUCAUCAACUGAUUAAUGGUGAAUGCAAACCGAUUUGUAGCAAAGGAUGUCAAAAUGGAGUCUGUUUAGCACCGGAAAGAUGUAGUUGUAACCCCGGAUGGAUUUUAGAUCUAUCCGGAAGUAUUUGUACUCCACAUUGUAACCCAGCCUGUAUUAAUGGAGAUUGCACGGGAGCUAAUCAAUGUUCUUGUAAGAAUGGGUACAUUAAUGACCCAACAAGAUCCUACAUGUGUAUAGCGCAUUGCCCUGGAGGUUGUCCUAAUGGGGUUUGUUCCGGCCCGAAUUUCUGCAUUUGUAAACCUGGAUACGUCAAAAGGGGACGAGGAUCUAACGAAUGCGUUCCUGGUUAUUCCGGAUAAAACGUAAAUUGGGUUGCAUAAAUUUGACUAUUUUGUAAUUUCAUGGAAACAAUUUUAUUAUUAAACAUAAAUAAAUCUUUCAAAAUAA
Molecule: messenger RNA, 2857 nt
Organism: Onthophagus taurus
Lineage: Eukaryota; Metazoa; Arthropoda; Insecta; Coleoptera; Scarabaeidae
Source: RefSeq, a predicted model, not a curated record